This is a messenger RNA of Cryptosporidium ubiquitum, 309 nucleotides long. RefSeq lists its product as uncharacterized. The transcript has a single exon. Lineage: Eukaryota; Apicomplexa; Conoidasida; Eucoccidiorida; Cryptosporidiidae. The record is from RefSeq and is a predicted model, not a curated record. Bases 1 to 309 code for a protein of 102 amino acids. Gene Ontology annotation, molecular function: calcium ion binding.
AUGAGAGGAUUUAUAUUAUAUUUGUUUUUUUCAAUAUUAUUAGUGAUAAGUCAAGUGAUUGAUAAUUCGAGGGCAGAGUUAUCUCAGACUGAGAGAGAGUUUUCGGAAUUUGAUUUAAACCAUGAUGGACUUAUAGAUGCUCAGGAAAUUAGAAUUGUAAGAACUUCUGUGACUCUACAGGAACUACAUCAAUUUUUCUGGGAAAUUGAUUCUGAUAGCUCCGGGACUAUUUCACUUGCUGAGUAUUCGCACUUUGUAACUACUAACUCUCAUGCUCAUCAUAACGAGGGUGGCAAUCAACAUUCUUAA